UGGAAAAUUCUCACAUGUGUUUUGGAAUUUUUUUGAUGAGAGAAAUUUGUAGAAUAAUAAUUUGAAAUGGCAAGCAAUUCAUUAAAAAUUUUGGUUGCCGGUAGCGUUAAAGGUCAAUAUGAAAAAUUUUUCAAACGUGUCUCAGAUGUAAAUCGAAAAGCUGGUCCAUUCGAUUUAUUGCUUUGUGUGGGUGAUUUUUUCGGUGAUGAUAUCGAUGCUUAUAAAGAACUGAUAAAUGGCUCGACGGAAUUGCCAAAUACACCCACCUAUAUCCUCAGUCGUAUUCCUCAUCAACAACUGCUACAAUUUCAUCCAAAUAUAGAUAAUUUUGAUCAAGGAUGUGAGUUAAUCGACGGUGUUACAUUUUUGGGUCGUUCUGGUAUUCUAACAACAAGUCUUGGUCUUCGAAUUGCUUAUUUGAACGGACGAUAUCGAAAAUCAUCAGCCGACAAUAACGAUGAUGAUAAAGACCUUGAUUUUUUCAGUGAAAAAGAAUACGAAUCAUUGAUUAUGUCUUGCCAAAGUUCAUCCGAUAUUAUUGAUGUGCUGUUAACAAUUGAAUGGCCCAAACACAUUUUCAAUCAUGCCGGUAUUGAUGUCGAUGAUUCUAUUUUGACUAUGAUCGAGAAAUCUAAUUCCAUGAAAAUAUCUCAACUAUGUAACUCAUUAAGACCUCGUUAUCAUUUUGUGGGCGGUCUUGUCGAUUGGUUUUAUGAACGUGUACCAUAUCGAAAUCAUAAAGUAUUAAUUGAAACCUCUCGUAAUGUUUCAAGAUUUUUGUCAAUGGCAAAUAUUGAUAAUGUAAAAAAAAUGAAAUGGAUUUAUGCAUUCAACAUAGUUCCUAGUCGAUAUCUUACAGCGCAAGAGAUAACCGCACAACCGACUGGUGUGAGUGAAAAUCCUUAUCGCAAUGCUUUACAAGAACAAAGUGAACAAGAUGCCUUUGAACAAGAUCAUUCGAAUCAAUUCCGUUAUGAUCUUAGCCAUGAUCAUGGUGAUGGUGAUAGUGGCCGAAGAUCCAAUGAUAAACGUAAACGUCAUGGUCAUCAACAAGAUCAACAACAACAACAACAAAAUCGGCAGCCAAAAGAGAGAAGAACAAACAAUUCUGUUGAUCAGCAAAACUGUUGGUUUUGUUUAGCUAGUCCAGAUGUAGAUAAAUCAUUAAUUGUAUCGAUUGGUGAUCAUUCCUAUUUAGCAUUAGCUAAAGGUGGUUUAACCGAUGAUCAUAUGAUGAUCUUACCAAUCGAACAUAUACGAUCUACUGUAGAAAUAAAUAAUGAUGGUCUUCAUGAAGAGAUAAACAAAUUUAAACAAGCCUUGACAAAAUUUUAUCAACAAAAAUCAAUGGUUCCGGUAUUUUUUGAACGAAAUUUUAAAAGUGCGCAUUUCCAAAUACAAGUAUUAGGAUUACCUGAAACAAAGACAUCAUUUUUACGGGAAGCAAUUGACGAAAUAUUUAAACCAUUCAAAUAUUUUGAAUUAAAUUCAAACGAAGAACUUAAUGAAAUUAUCAACCAAAAUGUACCAUAUUUUUAUUUCGAAUGUCCAAAUCAUUAUAAAUUCGUUGUACGUAUACAAGUGAAGCGAGAAUUUUUUCCCAUACAAAUCGGUCGACAAUUGAUGGCUCAUAAAUUAUUACUGAAUUGUCCGGAACGUAUUGAUUGGAAAUAUUGUGCGAAAAAUUCUAAAAAAUCCGCUGCUGAAUUAACUCGUACCAUACGGGACAGUUUUCAACCAUUCGAUUUCACAUUAUAAUUUAGUUUCAAAAAAAAUCGCCAUCGACAUCAACGGUAAUCAUAAAACGGGAAGAGAAAAAAAAAUACUCGAUCGACAAUCUUUUUACCAUCAUCAUCAUCAUCAUCAUCAGUAACAGUAACAAAUAAAAACGUAAAUCAGUGGAAAAAAUUCUUUUUUCAACAGAAUCGCGAAAAAAAACUCAAAUUACAAUUUCAGAUUGCUAAGAAAUGUUUCCAUUUUUUUUGGUGGUAUAAAAAUUUCGGCUUAUGGCCAUCACCAUUCACAAUUACCAACACAAAAAAAUAACCUAACCAUACCGAUUCCUAAACCGAUUGUAUGUGUUAGGAAUUACAAGUAUUUUUUCUUUUUCUUUUUUUCACUGACUUCAAACUGUAACUAAAAUGAAAUUUAUUUAUUUUUUUGUUUUGUUUCUUUCAAACUCAAUUUUCAAUGUUGUUGGUGAAAUGACGAACAAAAAUA
Molecule: messenger RNA, 2220 nt
Organism: Dermatophagoides pteronyssinus (European house dust mite)
Lineage: Eukaryota; Metazoa; Arthropoda; Arachnida; Sarcoptiformes; Pyroglyphidae
Product: CWF19-like protein 1
Biological process (GO): mRNA splicing, via spliceosome
Cellular component (GO): post-mRNA release spliceosomal complex
Molecular function (GO): RNA lariat debranching enzyme activator activity
Source: RefSeq, a predicted model, not a curated record